Molecule: messenger RNA, 507 nt
Organism: Plasmopara halstedii
Lineage: Eukaryota; Oomycota; Peronosporomycetes; Peronosporales; Peronosporaceae
Exons: 3
Coding region: 1-507 (168 amino acids)
Source: RefSeq, a predicted model, not a curated record
AUGUCAGAGCACAAGUCGGCUCGCGAGUACGAUCCACUCUAUCCGCGUAGUUAUGCAGCAUCAUCCACAACUUCUACAUCUACUGCACCUCGUUGCUAUGGUGGAUUUGAGCAGCAGAAGCGCAAAUGGGCAUCCACUGCACGUCGAUCAGAGCGUAUUCGCGUAAUUGCUGGAUUGCAAAUGCUACUUGGGUUGCUAGCAUCCGGCAAUUACUUGUGUCUAUCCAACAUUUUUAUGUUUAUUGUGGGUAUUGUUGGUCUGCUAGCUGUGCGCUCGGAACGUAUGAGCUGGACGAUCGUGUACUUGCUCUUGAGUGCCAUGGAAUUUGCACGUAUCGUGAUGCUGACACCUCAUUUGUACGAGAGAUUUGAGAUUCCUGAAAACAACUUUACGCACUAUGAGUGUUUUCAAGUUGGUGUACUCGUGCUAGAGGAAGUAUUUUUAGUGCCAGCAGCAUUUUUCGUUUGCAUAGCUGCUGCAGCGUCCGUUGCUAAUCCAUUAUGGUGA